CCGAGCCCGGCCCUAUGGCGUGGGCGGACACGGGCCGCGGGCUCCUGGCGCUGACCUUCUGCCUGCUGUCCGCGCGCGGGGAACUGCCAUUGCCCCAGGAAGCAACUGUCAAGCUGAGCUGCGAUGUGGGACCCCUGCAAGUGGUCCUGGGCCCCGAGCAGGCUGUGGUGCUAGACUGCACUUUUGGGGCUACUGCUGCUGGACCUCCAACCAGGGUGACAUGGAGCAAAGAUGGAGACACCGUGCUGGAGCAUGAUAACCUGCACCUGCUACCCAACGGCUCCCUGUGGCUGUCCUCACCCCUAGAGCGAGAAGACAGUGGUGACGAGGAAGCUCUUAGGAUCUGGAAGGUCACUGAGGGCAGCUAUUCCUGUCUGGCCCACAGCCCGCUGGGAGUGGUGGCUAGCCAGGUUGCUGUGGUCAAGUUUGCCACACUUGAAGACUUCUCUCUGCACCCCAAGUCCCAGACCGUGGAAGAGAACGGAACGGCACGCUUUGAAUGCCACACCGAGGGGCUGCCAGCCCCCAUCAUUACUUGGGAAAAGGACCAGGUGACCAUGCCUGAGGACCCCCGGCUCAUCACUCUUCCCAAUGGCGUCCUCCAGAUCCUGGAUGUCCAGGAUAGUGAUGCAGGCUCCUACCGCUGUGUGGCCACCAAUUCAGCCCGCCAACGAUUCAGCCAGGAGGCCUCUCUCAGUGUGGCCCUCAGAGGGUCCUUGGAGGCUACCAGGGGCCAGGAUGUGGUCAUCGUGGCGGCCCCAGAGAACACCACGGUGGUGUCUGGUCAGAGUGUCGUGAUGGAGUGCGUGGCCUCCGCUGACCCCACCCCUUUUGUGUCCUGGGUCCGACAGGAUGGGAAGCCUAUCUCCACGGAUGUUAUCGUUCUGGGCCGGACCAAUCUACUCAUCGCCAGCGCGCAACCUCGGCACUCUGGAGUCUAUGUCUGCCGAGCCAACAAGCCCCACACCCGCGACUUCGCCACUGCGGCUGCCGAGCUCCGAGUUCUUGCUGCUCCAGCCAUCUCGCAGGCGCCCGAGGCGCUGUCCCGGACACGGGCCAGCACUGCGCGCUUCGUGUGCCGCGCGUCUGGGGAGCCACGGCCCGCGCUGCACUGGCUGCACGACGGGGCCCCGUUGCGACCCAACGGGCGCGUCAAGGUGCAGGGCAGUGGCGGCAGCUUGGUCAUCACCCAGAUCGGCUUGCAGGACGCUGGCUACUACCAGUGUGUAGCGGAGAACAGCGCGGGAACCGCCUGUGCCGCUGCGCCCCUGGCGGUGGUGGUGCGCGAGGGGCUGCCCAGCGCCCCGACUCGGGUCACAGCCACACCGCUGAGCAGCUCCGCUGUGCUGGUGGCCUGGGAGCGACCUGAGUUGCACAGCGAGCAAAUCAUUGGCUUUUCUCUUCACUACCAAAAGGCAAGGGGAGUGGACAAUGUGGAGUACCAGUUUGCAGUAAACAAUGACACCACAGAGCUGCAGGUUCGGGACCUGGAACCCAACACGGAUUAUGAGUUCUACGUGGUGGCCUACUCCCAGCUAGGGGCCAGCCGAACCUCCAGCCCAGCCCUGGUGCAUACACUGGACGAUGUCCCCAGUGCAGCACCCCAGCUCGCUCUGUCCAGCCCCAACCCCUCGGACAUCAGGGUGGCAUGGCUGCCCCUGCCCUCCAGCCUGAGCAACGGACAGGUGUUGAAGUACAAGAUAGAGUAUGGUUUGGGGAAGGAAGAAGAUCAGGUUUUCUCCACCGAGGUGCCCGGAAAUGAGACACAACUUACGUUAAACUCACUUCAGCCAAACAAGGUGUACCGAGUCCGGAUUUCAGCUGGCACCGGGGCCGGCUAUGGAGUUCCUUCUCAGUGGAUGCAGCACAGGACACCUGGUGUGCACAACCAGAGCCACGUCCCCUUUGCCCCUGCAGAAUUGAAGGUGAGGGCAAAGAUGGAAUCCCUGGUGGUGUCAUGGCAGCCGCCCCCUCACCCCACCCAGAUCUCUGGAUACAAACUCUACUGGCGAGAGGUGGGAACAGAGGAGGAGGCAGGUGGUGACCGCCCCCCAGGAGGCCGUGGAGAUCAGGCUUGGGACGUCGGGCCCGUGCGGCUGAAGAAGAAAGUGAAGCAGUAUGAACUGACCCAGUUAGUCCCUGGCAGGCUGUACGAGGUGAAGCUCGUAGCUUUCAACAAACAAGAGGACGGCUAUGCGGCUGUGUGGAAGGGCAAGACGGAGAAGGCACCCACACCAGACCUGCCUAUCCAGAGGGGGCCACCACUGCCUCCUGCCCAUGUCCAUGCGGAAUCAAACAGCUCCACCUCUAUUUGGCUUCGGUGGAAGAAACCAGACUUUACCACAGUCAAGAUUGUUAACUAUACUGUGCGCUUUGGCCCCUGGGGGCUCAGGAAUGCCUCCCUGGUCACCUACUAUACCAGCUCUGGAGAAGACAUUCUCAUUGGCGGACUGAAACCAUUUACCAAGUACGAGUUUGCAGUACAGUCUCAUGGUGUGGAUAUGGAUGGGCCUUUUGGCUCCGUUGUAGAACGCUCCACCCUGCCCGACCGGCCUUCAACACCUCCUUCUGACCUGCGCCUGAGCCCCCUGACUCCAUCCACCGUUCGGUUACACUGGUGCCCACCCACGGAGCCCAAUGGCGAGAUCGUAGAGUAUCUAAUUCUCUACAGCAACAACCACACCCAGCCCGAGCACCAGUGGACACUGCUCACCACCGAGGGAAACAUCUUCAGUGCAGAGGUACACGGCCUAGAGAGUGACACUCGGUACUUCUUCAAGAUGGGAGCCCGCACAGAGGUGGGGCCUGGGCCCUUUUCCCGCUUGCAGGAUGUGAUUACUCUACAGGAGACAUUCUCAGACUCCUUGGAUGUGCACUCUGUCACAGGCAUCAUCGUGGGCGUCUGCCUGGGCCUUCUCUGCCUCCUGGCCUGCAUGUGUGCUGGCCUACGACGAAGCUCCCACAGGGAAGCCCUCCCUGGACUGCCCUCCACAGGCACCUCUGGGAACCCAGCACUCUACUCAAGAGCUCGGCUCGGGCCCCCCAGUGUCCCUGCUGCCCAUGAGCUGGAGUCCCUCGUGCAUCCCCGCCCCCAGGACUGGUCCCCACCACCCUCGGAUGUGGAAGACAAGGCUGAAGUGCACAGCCUUAUGGGUGGCGGCGGUUCAGAUUGCCGAGGCCACUUCAAGAGAAAGAUCUCCUGGGCUCAGGCAGGGGGGCUGAACUGGGCAGGCUCCUGGGCAAGCAGUGAGCUGCCCCAGGGUAGUGGUCCUAGGCCGGCUCUGACGCGUGCUCUGCUGCCUCCAGCCGGAACUGGGCAGACGCUGCUGCUGCAGGCUCUGGUGUAUGAUGCCAUAAAGAGCAACGGGAGAAAGAAGCCAUCCCCAGCGUGCAGGAAUCAGGUGGAGGCCGAGGUCAUUGUCCACUCCGACUUCAGUGCAUCCGAAGGAUGUCCCGACCUCCAUCUCCAAGACCUGGAGCCUGAGGAAACCCUGCCUGCAGAGGCUCUGCCUUCCACCUCUGGGGUUGUGGAUCUGUCUCAAGGAGCAGACUGGCUGGGCAGGGAGCUGGAAGAGUGCCAACCAGCAACCACUGGGCCAGAGAGAUGCACCUGCUUGCCAGAAGCAGCCAGUGCCUCCUGCUCCUGCCCAGACCUUGAGCCCAGCACUGCCGUAGAGGAGGCCCCUGGGAAAAGCUGCCAGCCCAAAGUACUGUGUCCUCUAGCAGCCAGCCCAAGCCUUCCCAGGGCUCCUGUCUCCUCUUCUCAGGUCCCCUGAGCAGAAGUCUGAUAUGGUUCAGGCACAUGGCAUACAUGGCUACACAUGUAUGUACUAGAGAUAUCAACAAGCCCUUUGGAGCCACUUAGGAUCCUUUGGCUGAGGUAGGGGAGAACUUUACUCUCUCCUCCAUAUUCUGCAUCACAUAUGUGAUACCGGAGGGACUUGAGACAGAGUUCCAUGUAAUAGACACGUGUGAAGCCACGAGUGUGUGCUGGUUGAGAUGAGAAACCUCUCCCUAUGUAGCAGUCACUGUGGCCUAAUUGACCUUCCAUGGCAGGGUGGUGUCACAGUGAUCAGUGCCAGCUCUUUGAGCUUUAACCUUGUCACCUAGUCUUUUAUUACACUCUGAGAGUGUCUCCAGUGCUGUGUCUACAAAGACAGCGCCAGCCCCUCUUGUGUCAGCUGUGCUGAGCGGAGUGCUAGUCAACUCCAGAGGCCUAUGACACUGCAGCCUGCAACAGCAUGGCCGUCAUCCCUCCUGGCCUCCUAAGGUCCAGAUGGCUGGGUGAACCCAGCUCAGCUCCCACUCCUUCAAGCAGCUCUGUACCUAAUUUUGUAAUCUGGGAAGUGCCUGGUUUGGGAAAUCUUCUUUCGCCCCCUGUCCCUCUCUGCCCCUUCAUUGUUCUGGUGUUCUGUCUCAUGUCUUUAGUCUUGCUCCCUUAUCCUGGGGCCCUUCUCUUUCCCAUGAUGCCCCUUGCUUCCUCACUGCUGUUUCCAUUUCUGUCUCCCAUGCUUGUCUUUGUGUCAUGCGUUUCUCGUCCCUGAGUUCAACCUAUGCACCCUUCCCUAACAACAUGACUACCUCAUGUCUGCUUCAGACCAUAGUGUGACCCUUGGGUCCCCACAGCACCCCUGACAACCACCUUCCUGAGCAGAUGACCCACUCCAGGUAGAUCUGGAGAAGACUUUUUAGUUUCCCUGGCUGCCGUCUCCUUGGUAUUGAGAUGAGAAGGUUUUCUAUGGAAGAGAUGAAUUCAGGCCACACCAAGGAACCCCUGAGAAGGGGUAGGGACUGAAACCAAGAGGCUGAAAAAAAAAAUGUCUGCUGCCCAUCUGCACGGAGAAAUGGACAUGUGCUUUUGACAUGCAGUCCUGGCUGAAGCUGAAGGGAUGAGGAGAGGGGUGUUACUGGUGCUGCAAUGGCCCAGUUCCCUGUCCCUGGAGCCUUGAACCUCCUGACUGGAUUCAUGGUGGCAAAAAGUUUCCUCCAAGAUGCUAAAGGAAGUCUUUGCACAGGAAAAGGAGCAGCUGGCUCAUUUUGUUUUAUCUUUCUUUACACUGAAUCCUGAAAUCACCUUACCACACAGGGCCAAGCCUGACUGGUGUUUCCUGAGUCACAGAAGCCAUACCAUCUCUAUGAUGUCUCACCUCAGCCAUGUUCCAGGAUUGUCAAAUGUGGGAUCUGUGUUCUCUUGCUGUACAUCUUUCUAUUUUAGCCGGCUGGCACAUCAAGUGUUAACUCUGGCAUCUGGGCCAAAAUAGAAAUAACCAGUCUAUCUUUCCAUUUUUUUUUUUAAACGUCUUUCAGCCGAGUUGCUGCUCCUGAAAUCCUCUGUUUAUUAGCCUUGUGUGUCACUCAUGUUUGACCCCACCUAUAUCUCCUCCUCCUCCCUUCUUCAGCCAGCCUAUGAUAACACUAAAGAUUAUUAAUGCUGGUUUCAUAUCUCGCUAAAGACGGGAUUGUCACUUGAACUACUUCUAUAAGCAUUCAGAGUGGCCAUGGCCAGCCAACACCACCGUAUAUUUCUUUAUUGCUCUGAAGGUCAAAAGCCUCAUUUUGUUUUCCUGGUUAGAUUUUUUUCCCCCUUGCCUUGAAUGAAGUAACCGUUUUAACAGUAGGCUCUUAGCAUCCCACCACGUAGUCAUUCCUCAUGUUCUUGUUUAACAAGCACUGAGGUUCUGGUUUAAAUUAAACAGCUGCAAAUGAGACAAUUUAUAACCCAUUAGGCUAGGUGGAAAAUUGUUUCUCAAAAGCAAAUAAGUAAUAAAUCUGGUAUCUGCCUAUAACUCACAGUUGAUAAGAAAGUAGCCAGUGCUCACUAGCAUUGUAUAUGAUUUGGGUUCUGAGUAACUGGAGAGUGUUAGAUUUGCAACUUUGUAGCAGCAGGUUUUAUUAGGAAAGAGUCUAUUGGCCUUUUACAGGGUAUUAAUCCCUUUGUCGCUUGCCAUCGAUGCCUUAAGUUCUUUUGAGUCUCAUUUAAGAAUCUUUCUUUUCUUGAAGCAUGACAAGUGUACUCGAUACUUACAUGCUUGCUCAUUUACCUGUACUUCGUUUGUGCUGGUUUAUUUCAUUGCACUUUCCAGCAUCAUGCUUCCUCCUUACAAAUAUGAUAUUCUUUAGUGUUUCAGUAAGGCGUUGAUCAUGUAUCUGUCCCUGUAAUGAAUUAAUAAACUAUUUUCCAGA
Grammomys surdaster is the source of this 6183-nucleotide messenger RNA. RefSeq names its product immunoglobulin superfamily DCC subclass member 4 (gene Igdcc4). The record is from RefSeq and is a predicted model, not a curated record. Gene Ontology annotation, biological process: cell-cell adhesion; axon guidance. Gene Ontology annotation, cellular component: plasma membrane; axon. Gene Ontology annotation, molecular function: protein binding. Bases 15 to 3776 code for a protein of 1253 amino acids. NCBI's taxonomy places the organism in Eukaryota, Metazoa, Chordata, Mammalia, Rodentia, Muridae. The transcript has 20 exons.